This is a messenger RNA of Racocetra persica, 212 nucleotides long. Lineage: Eukaryota; Fungi; Glomeromycota; Glomeromycetes; Diversisporales; Gigasporaceae. The record is from the annotation of a GenBank genome assembly.
GAUUCAGUUUAUGGGUAUAUGAGUUCAAUCCACUAAAAGAACGUAUUCACUUAGCACUGGCGGUCCUUUCACCUAAAAGACAACUGCAAGGCAAGGACUUGGUUUAUCAAUUUGAACUGGCUAUCGAUGCUUAUGCUAAUGAUUCAGAAGUAGGUAACACGAUUGUGAUCUUUAUUGGAAAUAUCGGGAAUUUGCAUGAAUUUAAAGUUAAA